Molecule: messenger RNA, 3278 nt
Organism: Aquila chrysaetos chrysaetos
Lineage: Eukaryota; Metazoa; Chordata; Aves; Accipitriformes; Accipitridae
Gene: FAM149A
Product: family with sequence similarity 149 member A
Exons: 14
Coding region: 87-1943 (618 amino acids)
Source: RefSeq, a predicted model, not a curated record
CUCCUCCUCCUCCUCCUCCUCUUCCUCCUCCUCCUCGCCGCCCUGCACCGCCCGGGGGCUCCCCCCGCGUCCGUCCGUCCCCCGCUAUGGGCCGGGCGCGGGGCGCCGGUCCGCCGGGCGGCUGCCGCAGCAGCGAGGGCCGGGGGCUCCUCGUCGUGGGGAAGGGACUGUCCAGAGGUUCCACAAAUCAGUGUCUUUCCGAGAAAAGUGGAGAGUCUCUUCCAGCAGUUUUUGAGAGAAAUGUGCAGGAAGCCAUCAGCAAUUAUACUUGUGAAACACUUUCAUCGCUUCCAUCUAGUGGUUGUACAACACCCACGGAGUUGAAUAAUUCUUGGUCUGGAAUAAACAGCUAUACUACUGGUUUGUCUACUGAAAGAAGUUCAGUUUACUCCUGGAGGGAUGAUGAAUUUGAUAAAGCCAACACACAGAGAGUGCAUCAGUUAUUUUGGGAGAUUGAUGAAUUGCUGUUUGAAGGAAAAGUGACCUCCCAAACUCAGAGCCUGCAGGCAGAAUGUGCAGACUGGGUUGAACAAUUUCCUCAUCUAAGGGUUCUAGGAAAGCAGCUCCUACUGCCAAAGGACGAAGGCUUUCAGCAUUUUCAGAGCAGAAGUGAUACCUCUGUGGAUACUAAGUGUUUAUCCGGCCUCCAUGAAUGUACUAGUAAUAUAAAAGAGCUCUGCAUUUCAGGCUCCAAACUGAUCCCAACAGCAUCUCCAAUACGUAAAUCACUAGAUUCAAGCUCCACUAGGAUUUCUGCCUCUGCCUCAUCCAUGUAUUCAUUCCUGGAAGAAGAAAUCUAUGAUGUGGAUGGAAAAAUAGAAGAAUAUUUUGCCUUUGACAACAAGGAGCUUGAUGAUGAGAGUUGGGAACAAAAGAAAAUGCAUCUUGCUGAGAAGAGGAGUAAGCGUGGCAUUCCCCCGGUUUCUCCCAAUGCCUGUAUCAAAGAUGCCGUGGCUUCUGACGUAUUUGAUUGUAUCUGGAGCAAUGUAAUUGCAAUAUUGGAUGAACUGAUUAAAAAAAAUUGGGAAACUAGUAUCACAGAGUGUGACAAACAGGUGGAAAAACUGAAAGCUGUUACAGCAAAGCUGCCACAUUUGCCAGUCAUUCGUAUUACAGCAGAUGCUGGGAGUGUUCCUCUUUCCAGAGGCUCUGAAGCACGAAGUGUAUCUUUUGGGUCUCAUUUUGUUUCCUCGCAGGUUCACCGUUUCUCCAGCAACUUCUGUAGUAAUUUGAAUGGUGUGAUGACAAUUCAAGCAAAACCGCUCCAACAGAGGCAUGUUGCCACAGUAGAAAAAAUACAGAAUGAGCAAGAAGAUAAACAGCAUAGCAUUGGCUCCAGUGCUCCAAAUUCAGUGCAUGCUAGGUUGGGGAGAAUUGCUGAUAACAGUAUUCUCUCAUCAUCUCGGGUACUGCUGGCAUCUUCUAGGAAGCUACCAAGCCAUCAUAGGUUACCUUCUCUCACUUCUGACCAACUCUCCUCAAAAGCUCCUAAUGUGUACAAUGAUGAAAUCCUUAGGGGGACUAAAUUGGGUGCCAGCUUGGAUCGUUUAUCUUCUGCUCGUGCACCUACAACCUGGAACAAGUUACCGCCAAUAAACUCAGAGGCUGUUGAACAAUAUCUUUCAGUACCUCGAUUGCAACAGAGCUGUCAUCGAGGAUGGUAUGCUCAUAGCAGAGUGUCAAGUGCAGUGCCUGGCAGCACAGAGCAGCGGCCACUCAGAGAAAGAACUGUUAUUAUUGAUCAAGUUUCAAGGCCCAACACAACUCAUACAUUCAGGGUAUGUUACAAUACAGACACACUUCAGAAGAGAUCACUGACUCCCAUGGAUUUUGCUAACCACAGAGGGACAGGUCAAGGAUUUUUAAUAGGCUCACAGCAUUACUACAGAUCCUUUCAGAGAAAUCCUCCAGCCUCAAGGAAGAGAUUUCAGAUUGCUUCUUAACCCAGCUUAGGAAGAUACAGAAACCCCCUGCACUCAAUGGGAGACUGAAGUGCUAAAUUUGCCAGCUACUAUCUUGUGUAACAAAGAACGUGCAGUAUGCUGGUUUCUGCUGAGCCUUGCAAUCCUCAGGAUGCCUUCAUUGCCUUCUUUUAAAGUUGUCUGACCAGCGGUUAGAUUGAAAAUUAGAGCAAACGAAGUAAAUGGUUGAGGUGUCUGCUCUGUUUGCAGCGUCAGGAUGCUGCUGCUGCUGCUGCUGCACUUUCUUCUCAGGCAUUCCUCCUUUUUCUGUCUUUCCUUAGGGAAUUGUUAUUGUACCUACAGAAGCAAGUAAGUUAUGUUUAGGCCAUGAAGUCCUGUUCCUACUUUUUGACGUUUCCUCAGUGUUAAAGAUGUUCUAGCCUAUCCAAACUUCAGUCAUAUAUAAAAUUUAUACUUCUAAACAGGAGUUUGUGGUAUCUCCUCUUUAACUGCUGUUUUAACAUUCCUCCGUUUUUCAGUCUGUCUGCUUAUUGCAGUUGUUCUCUGGUAAGUAUUGUCUGUCGCUUUUUCUUCUUCCUUUAAUUCUUUUGAGAUGGAAUUCAUUCAUUGCUUCUACUUGCAGUGUUCUAAUCAUCAGUAGCUAUGGGAACUGCUGGGAUAAACUGUGUUUACAGGAGGUAAUGUUUUCCUUGCCGGGCCAAACAUUUUUAUAGGUGCUGAGCAAUUGAACCUGCAUGCUGACAAGUCGGUAAGGCUGUUCCCAUUUCUUGAGAUUUCUUAUAAAAUAUUACAAUAAUAACAAUAUAAUAUAACAAUUAUAACAAUAAAAUAAUAACAAUAAUUGUUAUUGUACAAAUUUGUCAUAUUUUGAAAUAUCUGAGCCUUCAAACUUUUAAUAUGAAAACUUAACUGAUGAAAGCAUUAUUUUAUACCUCUUUGUGUAGACCCAAAUGGGAAGAUCAGAUUGGAGAUUGGGAUUGCAUUCUGCCCAAAGAUUACAGCCCUGAUCAGGUCCCUGGCUAUUAGUACUGUGUGCCUUCACAGUCAGGGAUUCGUCCUUCUAUCAGAAAGCCAGCAGUUUAAGUAAAUGUGGUUGAAGAGCUGUUGAAGGGGAAAGGGAGGAGGAGAAAAAUUAUUUGCCCAAAUUGUGCAGUUAAGAGUAGAAUUGGUUUCUUCUACUUGGGAACUAAUACCAGUUCUCCUCACUUCUUUUUAUGAAUGUUCAAGGAUUGGUAAUCCAAGGCAAAGCAUUUGUAAUGUAUGUUUUAUAUCUGUACUGUUAAUCAGAUUUCUGGUUUUUGUAAAUAGUCAUCAAGCACUGCAUUCUUAUGAGUAAAUGAAAGCAUUUUUAAAUUA